This is a messenger RNA of Eublepharis macularius, 1155 nucleotides long. It is a transcript of the gene CIBAR2, whose product is annotated as CBY1 interacting BAR domain containing 2. The record is from RefSeq and is a predicted model, not a curated record. Lineage: Eukaryota; Metazoa; Chordata; Lepidosauria; Squamata; Eublepharidae. Bases 97 to 981 code for a protein of 294 amino acids. Gene Ontology annotation, cellular component: ciliary transition zone; ciliary basal body. The transcript has 9 exons. Gene Ontology annotation, biological process: cilium assembly.
AGAGCCUGUUGUGGCUGCUCCUCUUCCGCUUCCACUGGAGCUCAACUUCUUGCUGCUGCACUAAUCAUUCCCGAGGACCAUCUCUCUCCAGAAAACAUGAAUAUCAUCCUGUCCAGGGACAGCCAAGUGAAGAUGAUGGAAAACGUGGUCACCAACGCAGAGACGUACUUCGGCAAGUUCUGCACACUGAUGGCAGCUUACACCCGCAAGACAGCCAAGUUACGGGACAAGUCCGACCUGCUGGUGAAGCAGCUGAUCGACUAUGCCAACACGGAGAACCCCGAGCUGCGAACGACCAUGAGAAACUUUGCAGAGGAGUUGGCCAAAGUACAGGACUACAGGCAAGCCGAGGUGGAAAGACUGGAAACCAAAGUUAUUCAGCCACUGAAGGCGUAUGGCAUACUCAUCAAGCAAACGAGGGCUGAGAUCAAGAAGUUCAACAAUGCCCGAAACAAUGAGAUAAAGCAACUAGAGAAACUGGAGAAGAUCCGACAAAGGUCACCGUCCGACCGACACAUGAUUUCACAGGCAGAGUCAAAUGUACACAAAGCCUCAGUUGACGCCAGCAGAACCACCCAUCAGCUCGAAGAGACCAUUGAUGAGUUUCAGAAGCAGAAGCUGAAAGAUAUUCAGAAGAUUUUCUUGGAUUUUGUCACCAUCGAGAUGGUCUUCCACGCCAAAGCUCUCGAGGUUUAUUCCAACGCCUUCCAAAAUCUUCAAGGCUAUGAUCUUGAGAAAGAUCUGGAGGAUUUCAGAGCAAAAAUACAUAUUGCUUCUGGAACCUUCAACGAGGCACGACCAGUCACUGCCACCAACCCGUCCCACAGUCUCCCAUGGUCUGCAGGCACCCAGAGCGUUCAAAGCACACUUCAAAAGCUGAAACUUGUAGAGAGCGACGAAGAAUCUGAAGAGAACCAGCUGGAAGAUUUCAGCAGCCCUGAAAACACCCAGCUCCCGUGGGGAGCCGGCAGCACCAGAUGAUAACCAGCACUUGGGAUCUUGGAAUCAUGUGGUUGGGUUGUUUUUAUGUCUCUGUUUCCCCCUUGAGCAUCACAUUUUCUAUACAGGUCUUCCAACGAGUCAUCACAGCUCCUGCUUCCAUAAGAUUGUUUUUUCAAAUAAUCCAUACAAAUAAAAUACAAUUUGAACUUUCAA